AUGUCCGCUUGUUCGCAUAUUCUCCCAUCCGCCAACCCGAGCUGGCGGAAAGAUCUGCCGCCACUGGCGCCGGUUGCCGAAGAACAAGCACCAGAAACCGCACCGCACCGCAAUAUCAGCCUUCUAGCAGGCUCCGGCCGCUUUGUGUCCAGUGAUUCGCAGGCGCUGCUUCCCGUGGCCAUGGAGGGACUGCUUUCCGCGUGCCUGCUGCAGCCGCGUGCGCUUGCGCUCGGCGUUUCCCCCUGCCUCCCGCGCUCCUCCUCCCGCCAUCCGCGCACGCGUUUGCGCUCCGCCACUGUCCCCACCGCCAUCAGCGGAGCUGGCGCUGCACGACUCGGUAGCAAAUGGCUCGGAUCUCGAAGCAUUUCCGCUGCUCGGAACCUGGCCCCGGGAACUAUCGUUUCUUGCCCGGCGCCAGUGGUGCUGCCACGUGGCGUAGCACGGCCUGUUGUGGUGGCGACGGCUGGUCAGACCCCGAAGGCAGUUUCGGGUGAUGCGGUGGUGGCUGACAGCAGCGAGUCGGCCCCGUCUACUUCUUCCCAUGCGCGUGAGGUCACCCACUUCUACCGCCACCCGCUCCUCUCCGACGCUGCCACACAAUCGCUGCUCCACAAGAUCCAGGAGAAGGUGUGCGCUGACGUCAUCAGCAUCCGCACGGAGCAGUGCUUCAACGUGGAGCUGACGUCACCACUGGAUGCAGCACACGAGGCGGCUCUGGUGUGGGUGCUAUCCGAGACAUACGAGCCUGAGAAGCUCACCCGGGAGUCUGUUUUCAGUGCUGGCGCUGCAGCGGAGGGGGGAGAGGAGGCAGAGGAGGAGGGGGAGGAGGUGGUGGUGGAGGUGGGGCCUCGUUUGUCGUUUACCACGGCCUGGUCGACCAACGCUGUCUCCAUCUGUCGCUCCUGCACCCUGGAGCAGGUGACUCGCAUCGAGCGCUCUCGCCGCUAUGCCCUGCAGCUGGCGCCAGGUGUUGAGGCGGAUGCUGCCUUUACAGAGGAGCAGAGGGCAGCGUUCACAGCGUUGGUGCAUGAUCGCAUGACGGAGUGUGUGUAUGAGUCGCGGCUUGAGACGUUUGUCACGGAUGCUGCUCCCGCGCCUGUCGUCCGCAUCCCUGUUAUGAAGGAGGGGCGCAAGGCAUUGGAGCAGGUCAACAAGGAGAUGGGGCUGGCGUUCGAUGAGUGGGACCUGGACUACUACACGCGUCUGUUCCGCGAGGACAUCGGGAGGGACCCGACGAACGUGGAGCUGUUUGACAUUGCACAGUCCAACUCCGAACACAGCCGCCACUGGUUCUUCAAGGGUGACUUGACGGUGGACGGGCAGAAGGUAGAGCACACGCUGAUGGAUCUGGUGAAGGACACGCUCACAGCCAACCCCAACAACUCCGUCAUUGGCUUCAAAGACAACUCCAGUGCCAUCCGUGGUCGUGUGGUGUCCGCCAUUCUGCCCGAAAAUCCCGGGCAGCCAUCAAAGCUGGCGCCUGAGGAGCGGGAUUACGAUAUUCUCUUCACUGCUGAGACGCACAACUUCCCCUGCGCCGUGGCGCCAUUCCCUGGGGCCGAGACGGGCGCGGGGGGGCGGAUCCGUGACACGCACGCGACAGGUGUCGGCUCGCUAGUGGUCGCUGCUACUGCUGGUUAUUGCGUGGGCAACUUGCAGAUGGAGGGGCAUGCAGCGCCCUGGGAAGACACCUCGUUUGUGUACCCUCCCAACCUUGCUCCACCGCUCCAGAUUCUUCUUGAUGCCAGUGACGGCGCGUCGGACUAUGGCAACAAGUUCGGGGAGCCGCUGAUCCAGGGCUACACACGCACGUUCGGGAUGCGGCUGGCGAGUGGGGAGAGGCGGGAGUGGCUGAAGCCCAUCAUGUUCAGCGGGGGUAUCGGGCAGAUCGACCACCGGCACCUGGUGAAGGAGGAGCCGGACGUGGGCAUGCUCGUGGUCAAGAUCGGAGGGCCGGCAUACCGCAUUGGCAUGGGCGGAGGUGCGGCCAGCAGCAUGGUGUCUGGCACGCGGGACGCAGAGAUGGAUUUCAAUGCGGUGCAGAGGGGUGACGCGGAGAUGGCCCAGAAGCUGAAUCGUGUGGUGCGCACGUGUGUGGAGCUGGGCGACAAGAACCCCAUUCUGAGCAUCCACGACCAGGGCGCGGGAGGCAACUGCAACGUGGUGAAGGAGAUCAUCUACCCGCAGGGGGCGGAGAUUGACGUGCGGUCGAUCGUGGUGGGCGAUGAAACCAUGUCUGUGCUUGAGAUCUGGGGUGCGGAGUACCAGGAGCAGGACGCCCUCCUGGCCCGGCCUGAAAGCGAGGCACUGCUGCGGUCAAUCUGCAAGCGAGAGAGGCUCUCCAUGGCUGUCAUCGGAACCAUCAGUGGUUCCGGCAAGGUGGUUCUAUUCGACUCCAGGGAGCAGCAGGAGGCGGCAGCGGCAGGCCACGCCCCUCCCCUCCCAGCAGUGGACCUGGAUCUCGACAAGGUGCUGGGCGACAUGCCCAGCAAGCGAUUUGACUUCGUACGGGGCACGGAUGAAAGGGAGCCUCUGGAGCUGCCUCCAGCGCUGACCGUGGCAGAGGCGCUCAAGAGGGUGCUCAGGCUGCCUUCCGUUGCAUCCAAGCGCUUCCUCACCACCAAGGUGGAUCGCUGUGUCACGGGCCUCGUGGCGCAGCAGCAGACCGUGGGCCCGCUGCAGAUCACCCUUGCUGACGUGGCAGUCAUUGCUCAGACCCACACAGGCAUCACAGGAGCAGCAUGCGCCAUCGGGGAGCAGCCAAUCAAGGGCCUCAUCAAUCCAGCAGCCAUGGCGCGCAUGGCAAUAGGGGAGGCUCUCACCAACCUUGUGUGGGCCAAGGUCACAGCGCUGGAGGACGUGAAGGCGAGCGGCAACUGGAUGUAUGCAGCCAAGAUGGGCGGCGAGGGGGCAGCCAUGUACGACGCUGCAGUGGCGCUCAAAGAGGCGAUGCUGGAACUGGGAAUUGCGGUUGACGGGGGCAAAGACAGCCUGUCUAUGGCAGCUACGGCGGGGGGAGAGACAGUGAUGGCGCCUGGCAACCUGGUGCUGAGCGCGUAUGUCACGUGCCCAGAUAUCACCCUCACUGUCACGCCCGACCUCAAGCUCCCAGGCGAAGGUGUGUUGAUCCAUGUGGACCUGAGCGGAGGCAGCAGGCGCGUGGGUGGGUCGGCCCUCGCCCACGUGUACGACCAGAUAGGCGAUGAGUCACCGGAUGCUGAUGUGGCGCUGCUCAAACGUGGCUUCAAUGCCGUGCAGGAUCUGAUUGGUCGGCGUCUGGUCUCCUCAGGGCACGACGUCAGCGACGGCGGCAUCAUCACAGCCAUUCUCGAGAUGGCCUUCGCUGGCAACACGGGGGUCACUGUCGACCUGCCCUCGCCUGCUGCUGACACACAGGAAGGGGAAGAGGAGGAGGAGGUGGAUGUGUUUGGGGCGCUCUUUGCGGAGGAGCUGGGGCUCGUCAUCGAGGUGGCGCCGGCCAAUCAGGACGAAGUACUGCGCACGCUCUCCGCCGCCCAGGUUCCCGCCACCGUCAUUGGCCAAGUCACAUCCCCCUCCUCCUCCGCUCCUGCCUCUCCACCGCUCCUCUCGGUGGCGGUUGCGGGGGUGCCGGUGCUAGAGGGGGAGUCGAUGCCAGCCUGGCGGGACGUGUGGGAGGAGUCGUCCUUUCUGCUGGAGCAGAUGCAGCGAACCGAGACGUGUGCUGUGGCUGAGAUGGAGGGGCUGAAGCACCGCAAGGAGCCCUCGUGGAAACUUCCUUUCACCCCGAGCAGGACUGCACAUGAGCUCAUGACCGCCACCACGAAGCCCAAAGUGGCUGUCCUGAGGGAGGAGGGCAGCAAUGGCGACCGGGAGAUGGCAGCAGCGGUGUGGGCGGCGGGCAUGGAGCCUUGGGAUGUGACUGUAUCGGAUCUGCUGCAAGGGCGGGCCCGGCUGGACGAGUUCAGGGGAAUCAUCUUUGUGGGCGGUUUCAGCUACGCGGACGUGCUGGACUCGGCCAAGGGGUGGGCGGCGGCGAUCCGGUUCAACGCGGGGCUUAAAGCCCAGUUCGACGCGUUCUACCAGCGGGAAGACACGUGGAGCCUGGGCGUGUGCAAUGGGUGCCAGCUCAUGGCGCUGCUGGGAUGGGUGCCUGGCCCAGACGUGGGCGGAGUGAUGGGCGAGGGAGGAGACGCAGCGCAGCCGCGCUUUGUGCACAACGAGUCGGGGCGCUUUGAGUGCCGCUUCUCCACCGUUCAGAUCGAGGAGUCUCCUGCUGUCAUGCUCAGGGGCAUGGAGGGCACGAGGGUGGGCAUCUGGGUGGCACACGGGGAGGGCCGAGCGCUCUUCCCCUCGGAAUCCCUCUUCCAAUCCGUCCUCUCCUCCAACCUUGCUCCCAUCCGCUACUGCGACGACGACGGCGCCCCCACCGAGGCGUACCCGUUCAACCCCAACGGGUCCCCUGCGGGGAUAGCCGCGCUGUGCUCUCCCAAUGGAAGGCAUCUGGCGAUGAUGCCGCAUCCGGAGAGGUGUUAUUUGAUGUGGCAGCUGCCGUGGGCGCCCAAGGAGUGGCGGGAGGGCAUGGAUGCGAGUGGGCCUAGCCCGUGGCUGAAGCUGUUUCAGAACGCGCGGGAGUGGUGCGCGGAGCAUCCUCAGGGCUAUCUGGAGAUGAUGCCGCACCCCGAGAGGUGUUACCUGAUGUUCCAGCUGCCGUGGGCGCCCAAGGAGUGGUCGGAGGGCAUGGACGCCAGCGGGCCUAGCCAGUGGCAGAAGAACACGCGCGAGUGGUGUGCAGAGCACCCUCAGGAAGCACAGACCUGGGGAAUGGAGAGCAGGGAGGGGGGGUGCAGUGCAGUGCUGUGGAGAGCAGAGAGCAGAGACGAGACGAGUGCAGUGCAGUCACGAGCAGGGAGCCGUGACGAGCAGAAAGCAGACACGUGCAGUCACGAGCAGUGA
This is a messenger RNA of Closterium sp. Naga37s-1, 4935 nucleotides long. NCBI's taxonomy places the organism in Eukaryota, Viridiplantae, Streptophyta, Zygnematophyceae, Desmidiales, Closteriaceae. The record is from the annotation of a GenBank genome assembly.